UAUUGUCCUCCAUCCAUUCCUCAGUGCUGAUGCUUAUUUUUCUAACUAUAUUAUCAGGGGACCACCGACGACAUCACAACAGAAAUACCCUGCAAGUACAAAAUCUGUGCGCCAGCCGGUGUGAUGGUACAGAGGGAAAACGCUCGUGUUCCACCAGCUAUCCGCGGCUCCGUGCAGGGACUUUUUCCACUUCUCUCGGUUUGGGGAUUUUAACGGAAAGCAUUUGUUCGAUCAGGAGGGAAAGCUGGUUAGCGGAGCAACACCAUGUCAGCCACGUUCCCCGGUUUGGUCCAUGAUGCCGAGAUACGUCAUGACGGGUCCAACAGUUACCGUCUGAUGCAGCUAGGUUGCCUUGAGAGCGUCGCCAACUCCUCGGUGGCUUACAGCUCGUCCUCGCCGCUCACAGCCUACCCCGCGGCGGCUACAGAGUUUGCCUCGCCCUACUUCUCCACCAACCACCAGUACACCCCCCUGCACCACCAGUCCUUCCACUAUGACUUCCAGCACUCCCACCCAGCCGUGGGCCCAGAGGCGUACGGCCUCAACUCUCUCCACUCCGGGCAGUACUACCAGCAGAUUCACCACGCGACCCACGGAGACACAGACUUCAUCAACCUGCACAGCGCCCGUGCGCUUAAGUCCUCGUGCCUGGACGAGCAGCAGCGGCGCGAGCUGGGCUGCCUGGACGCCUACCGGCGCCAUGACCUGUCUUUGAUGACGUCACACGGUGGGCAGUACGGCAUGCAUCACGACCAGAGGCUGCUGCCUGCAGCCGGUCUGGGGCUCCCUCCCCCCGGGGCGGACGACCUGCAGGGCUCCGUGGAGGCGCAGUGCGGGCUUGUGCUCAAUGGCCAAGGCGGCAUCAUCCGAAGAGGAGGAACCUGUGUGGUGAACCCUACAGAUCUGUUCUGCUCUGUCCCCGGCCGUCUGUCCCUCCUGAGCUCAACCUCUAAAUAUAAAGUCACCAUCGCUGAGGUGAAGAGACGCCUCUCGCCUCCAGAGUGUCUCAACGCCUCACUUCUGGGAGGAAUAUUGCGCAGAGCUAAGUCUAAGAAUGGUGGUCGUUGUCUGAGGGAAAAGUUAGAUCGACUGGGACUCAACCUGCCAGCUGGACGGAGAAAAGCUGCCAACGUUACACUCCUCACCUCUCUGGUGGAAGGUGAGGCGCUCCACCUGGCUAGAGACUUUGGUUAUACAUGUGAGACAGAGUUUCCUACCAAGGCAGCUGGAGAACACCUAGCCAGACAACACAAUGAACCCAAGGAGACCAGCGGGCGCAAGAAGAUGGUGCUGGCCACCAAGCAGAUCUGUAAAGAGUUCCAGGACCUGUUGAGUCAGGACCGUUCUCCUCUUGGCUCCUCCAGACCCACACCUAUACUGGACCUGGAUAUACAGAGACACCUCACACACUUCAGUCUGAUCACCCAUGGAUUCGGGACUCCGGCAGUGUGCGCGGCUCUCAGCACCUUCCAGACCGUUCUUAGUGAGAUGCUCAACUUCCUGGAUAAACAUUCUGCCGCCGGGAACCCUGGGAAAACCUCUGGUCAGGAGACUGAAAAGACCGGAACUGUCCGGAAAACCAGCGAGCUGCUCAAUAAAGACGGCAAAGCUGAAAAGACAGAGUAGCCCUUUCC
Messenger RNA from Oncorhynchus tshawytscha (Chinook salmon), 1634 nucleotides. RefSeq names its product transcription factor AP-2 delta (activating enhancer binding protein 2 delta) (gene tfap2d). The transcript is spliced from 8 exons. The coding region runs from base 265 to 1626 and encodes 453 amino acids. NCBI's taxonomy places the organism in Eukaryota, Metazoa, Chordata, Actinopteri, Salmoniformes, Salmonidae. Gene Ontology annotation, biological process: regulation of cell population proliferation; regulation of transcription by RNA polymerase II; anatomical structure development. Gene Ontology annotation, cellular component: nucleus. The record is from RefSeq and is a predicted model, not a curated record. Gene Ontology annotation, molecular function: DNA-binding transcription factor activity, RNA polymerase II-specific; RNA polymerase II transcription regulatory region sequence-specific DNA binding.